Messenger RNA from Clarias gariepinus (North African catfish), 1807 nucleotides. It is a transcript of the gene ciz1b, whose product is annotated as cdkn1a interacting zinc finger protein 1b. Gene Ontology annotation, molecular function: zinc ion binding; nucleic acid binding. Lineage: Eukaryota; Metazoa; Chordata; Actinopteri; Siluriformes; Clariidae. Gene Ontology annotation, cellular component: nucleus. The transcript has 16 exons. The record is from RefSeq and is a predicted model, not a curated record. Bases 59 to 1744 code for a protein of 561 amino acids.
UGUGGUGGAGUUUGAAUAAGCUAACGUCGCGUAUAACUGGAGAGAGAAGAAAGCCAGGAUGAUCCGCGGCAAGGAGAAGCAGCUGCAGCGGUUUCCAGCUGCUGGGCCUCGCGCGCUGAUCCCGUCUCUGCUGUCUCUGUCCUCACCUCCUCCUCACCUGCACACAGGGACACGAAUGCAAGGUAGAGGACCUCGUGGAGGACAUUCGUUUCCAUCUGCACAGAAUGUCAGACCUGCUCAUUCACAGGGCCUCCUGGGUCCCUACCCCCUGCUGCAACAGACCAUGCCCAUGGCUCGGAGACCUGAGAUGCCACCAUGUCGUGGGAAGCAGCUGCACUUACCUUCAUUAUCUUCAGGAGGCGGCAGGUCUCUUCUCGGCUCUGCUCCUGUCGGUGUUCCACUGAGAAUGCCUCGUAUGGCUUUUAUCCCUGAACAUCACCGUGAGUCACGUGGAUCUUUUCUGAAUAAGGAAGGCUCUUUGCACAGUGUUCACAGAAAGUACCAAAAUGGCCAUGUUGCAGAAGAAAAAAGUAAUGGGCAGAUGAGCAAAUGCAGAACAGGUGUAAAGACUUUAAAAGAGGUGGAAAGUGGAAAAGUGGAAGCCUCUGUUGAAACCCAGGCCUCAUCCUCUGAGCAAACAGAGCCUCCUGAGAAAAAACAGAAGAAUAAUGGAACUACUGGGUUGGUUGAAGAGCUUGAAGAUGGUGAUACAGAGCAAAAAUUAGCUGAUCCAUCAAUGAUCCAAGAGCAGGAAGACUACAUUCAUGCUUAUGCAGAGAAAGAAUCUUCAUCUGCUGAAGCUGACAAGGAAGAGAGCAGGACAGCAGAGGCACAGGUGCUGGGUGUCGGAACAUCUCUUAAGGUCACUAUUCAGCGCAGCAGUGAGAGUCGAGCCUUCAGCACCGGGUCAGAGGAGGCAGCAGCUGCUGCAGGCCCGGGCUUGGACAAAGACAAAAGCAUGGCUGCAGAGAAAUACUGCUGCUAUAUCUGCAAUGUCACAUCUCCAAACCAGCAGGAAUUUCAGACUCACAUGAUCAGCUUUGAGCACCAGCAGAAGAUGAUGGAGAUUCAGCACCUGAGUAACACAUGUCUGGCAACACUGUUACCCAAAAUGCACCAGUCACUACAGAGCAAAUACAGAGGCCUGCAGCGCUGGUGUGCAAUCUGCCAGUGUCACUUUACUGGUGAUCUUAUCGAACACAGAAGAACCAAGAAGCACAAGUUGGCAAAGGUCUCCUCCAGGCCAUUCUGCACGGUAUGUGAGCGACACUUCAGAACUCCUCGCAAGUUUGUGGAGCACAUGAAGUCCCCAGAGCACAAACAGCAGGUAGAGGAGCUAAAAGAAGGGGGACCUGAAGUCAUGGAGGAACUCAUAACAUUAGAUGCCAUAGGUUGCUUUGAAGAUGAAGAUGACUAUGAGGAAGAAGGAAGUGAAGAUGAGGAAGGAGACCUGGUGUCUGAACAGGUUAAUGCAUGCGAGGUUGAAGAUGAUAAAGCCUAUGAUCCAGAGACACAAUACGGCACCAGUUUUGUCGUCCCAGUAGCAGGCUUCCUCUGUAAACUCUGCCAUAAGUUCUACCACUUUGAGUCCCGCGCUCGAGAAACACACUGCAAGUCUCUCACUCAUUACCAGAACUUACAGAAGUACAAGGCCAUGUUAAAUCUACCUCAAGAGGAUGAUGAGAAUCCAGUCAGUUUUAAUGUACAGAAUAUUAAGAACAGCCCAGACAAAGGACAGACUUGAGGAAGAGAAAAAAAAGUCAGAUUUCAUGACACACCCAGCUGCUGCCCAAACGAAGAAGCAACA